AUGUGUGUAACCAUCAUCACAUGUUUACUUCUCAAUUAUUGGAAAUAUGUUUUGUACAGGAGUCUCAAUCUCAGGGGUACUAUCAACUGGUUGGAUGUGUACGUGGCUACUCGUGAAGGCAUACCAGCUGCUCAGGAAGUAGCGAAAAAUUAUCGCACUUUAGUUGCUGAGCGCUAUCCUGAGGGCACUCAGCCCCCGCAUAUUGAUCAGGAGCUUUGGGAGAGGGCCUCUAUUGUGAAGAAGAACUAUGUCAAGGGUCAGGGACAACGAAGACGCCCAUCUAUCUUUGGCUCAACCUGUAGCACACAGUCUUCACAGUCACAGAGUCAUCCACUUGUUCAUACUCCUGCUGACUGUGUUCGAGCUAUAUGUCAGGAUCGAGCGCUUCUUCGUGUAUUAGGAGGACAUCUUGGGCUUAUGGAUCCUGAUGAGUUAGCUCGUGCUGUGGCUGAGGCUGCAGCAUCGCAGCAAAGUGAUGGUCAACAGGGUGAUCAUGAUGAUCAGGAUGCUGAUGAUUAUGAUGAGGAUGCUGAUAUUGGAGGAUCUUAGUGUCAGGGUGAUCAUGAAGAUACGGAUGUUGAUAUUGGAGGAUCUUUGAGUAUUCUGGUCUUAGUAUUGUAUAAUUGGAACAUAUGGUUUUGUUGCUGAAUUUUUAGGGAUGAUGUAAACUUUGAUGAAUUUUUAAGGAUGAUGUAAACUUUGAU
Molecule: messenger RNA, 704 nt
Organism: Daucus carota subsp. sativus
Lineage: Eukaryota; Viridiplantae; Streptophyta; Magnoliopsida; Apiales; Apiaceae
Exons: 4
Coding region: 1-549 (182 amino acids)
Source: RefSeq, a predicted model, not a curated record